Messenger RNA from Astyanax mexicanus (Mexican tetra), 3469 nucleotides. Its product is annotated as coiled-coil domain-containing protein 73. Lineage: Eukaryota; Metazoa; Chordata; Actinopteri; Characiformes; Acestrorhamphidae. The record is from RefSeq and is a predicted model, not a curated record. The transcript has 21 exons. Bases 296 to 3346 code for a protein of 1016 amino acids.
UGCCAGCGCGCGGUGUUUUGGUGUGGAAACCCGCGAAUCUCCAGUGAGUGACAGCUGUAGGAAACAUCAGUAAAACAAAACGUAUAACUUUCACCAUUAUUUAUAGUAUAAAAGCCACAGUGUCACAGAUGCUCUCUUCCCUUUUGCUCUCAGCUCCCAGAAGUCCUGACCACUACCUUCUUCAUUACACCACACUUCUGAAAUACCCUGCUGCAGGCAAAGUGAAGACCUCCCACUUCUGAAGUCAGGCACAGUGGGGAGACAGGGGACCAACUGCAGGUGAUUUCAUUGCCACAUGGAGCCAAACGUCUACAAUGAAGCAUACUCUCCUGAGAUUGUGACUGAGGAAGAAAAUGCUGAUUGUAAACUGAGAUCAGAAGUAACUAAUGAGCCAGAGACUGGGAUAAUUUCAGUACAGCUUCUAGAAUUUAAGACAAGUCUUCUUGAGGCUGUGGAGGAAUUGCAUAUUCACAGGGAUGCUGAAAUACGGUAUGAGGCUCAAAUUUGUAAACUUGUGUUGGAGAAACAAGAGCUGGAGUGGCAAAAGGAGUCUCUUCAAAGGCAGGUUGAUAGAAUGACUAACGAACAUUCAGAAUCACUGGCUACUGUGAAAAAGCAGUUUCAGGCUCAGGUCAGAGGAAUUGAGGGAGACAAGGGGAAGCACCAGCUGAGUGCUGAACUGAAGGACAAAGAGAUCACCAGCCUGAAAGAAGAGCUGAAGUUGCUGCAGUUGUCCAAGUACAGUUUGGAGAAGAAAUUAAGCAAGCUGGAGCAAAAGUUGCAGCUGCAGACUCAAGCAAAGGACAGACAUUUGAAUCAGCUGGGAGAGGUGGAGAAGCGUUUCGGGGCCAUCUCAAAGCAAUGCACCUUGGUCAGGCAGGCCCACGAGAAACUGGAGCAGAACGUGGAGGAGGCAGUGCGGCUUAAUAAGAAGCUUGCGCUUAUUAACAGAAAACAAGAAUCUACAAUUUCUAUUCUAAAAAGGGACUUGGAGAGGCUAAACAGUGAGAUGGUAAAAUACAAAGUUGUGUCAAUCUGCAGAUCGGGAGAGGAAGAUUCACAUAUUCUUGUGAAAGAACAGCAAAUACAAGAGCUUACACAAAAGCUUCUUGUGGAGACAGAGGUAAAUAAGAAACUCAGAAAUGAAAAUGAUGUACAAACGGCAGAGAAGCAGAAGCUAAUGAGCUCCCUCCAGCAUGCUCAGUGGCUACUGCAAGUUCAGACCAAGGCUGUGUGCCGAACUGAGCAGCAACUCCUCACUCACACAGAAGAGUACAAGGUUCUUAAACGAGAACAUGAAAUGAUCCAAGAGAGGAGUAAAGAAAAAGAAGACAGGCUUAUGCGAGUGAUAGAAGACUACAAAAAUUCCAAACUCACUUUGGAAAAAGAGAUGCAGAUGCAGCUAGCGAAGACGCAGGCAGUUCAGGAGGAACUAAAGACUGUUAAAGAGGCAUAUGAUCAUCUCCAUGAGAAAUCCCAACAGUUACCUCCUUUAGAGGAUGACACAGAUGACAACUUAAACAUCGAAAAGAAUUCUCCUAGCAAUUUGAACUGUGACCUCCAAGUGAUCACAGCAGACAAUCUGAAUGAAAGGCUUGCCGAGUGUCAAGAAGCAGCAAAAGAAGACUGCUUUCAUGGAAAGAAUGGUGAAGCUAGCGUUUGUUCACGCACAAAUGGAACAAUUCUUGUUCUUCCACCUUCUCAAGGCCUUGGUGCUUUGGCUGCAGAUCAGUCAGAGAGCAUUGGUGGCGGUGAUGCACUUAUGACAAAUCUUCAGAUAGGACCAGUUGUCAAACAGGAAGCGAGUGUCAUUAAAACCGAACCAGUCCGAGGCACAUUUGAUAAUGGUCGCCCUUCGAGUGAAGUGCAAAGUUACACAGACAGCUGCCUCGCCAAGCUAUCAGAACUCGAAACCAGGUCUGUUUAUGGGGUAGCCAGUGACCCAUUGAUGUCGGAAUCAAGGGAUAGGCCAGAGGAGCAGAGUCUGGGUGUCUCUGAAAUGCGAGAGCGCCAGACAUCAGAUAAACACACAUCCGAGACAUCUCAGGACACUGACUUCAAAAAAGAUGAGCACUGGACCACCGCACCUGAGACAAACAGCUCUCAAAGUGUCUUACCAAAUGAUAGUGAACCAAUACUUCCAAACAUAAGUGAAACAAACCCAGCAAUACAAGAUAAAGAUACACUCAACAACAGUCAAAUAGAGCGUGAACACUUAGACGCAGCACAUUCAAGCUUACAACCAAACUCUCAAGAGAAAGCCAUCCCCCAGGUUGUCUUAAUGCCAGAUACAACCCCUAAAAAAUCCAAUGAUCAGAUCUCACAUCUGCAAGGAUACUCUUCAUCAAGGAAUAGGAGCCAAAUGCACCAGGAUUCCUUAGAAGAUACAGGCAAGAAUGUCGAGGGAACUGAGGAAAAAUCCAUCCCAGAAACUCAGGAAUUAAAUGCUAUCGCCAGCCAUUCUUAUUUAUUCUGUGAAAACACUAUGGACAUCAUUGUUCAUUCAUCAAAAGAUACAAGUGCGAAUCAACCAGAAAGCGCCACAUCUGCACAGAUGUCAAGUGACCCACAGAAUGCAGAUCCAGUCCCAAGUUCCCUGAUACCAAACUUGCCAAAAGAUGCAUUAAGCACUGAAAUCCUCAUAACACAAAGUGAACAUCUAAAUGAUGAAGAAAAACUAUUUUCUGACAGACCUUCCCACCAUGAUGACAGCAAGAGGACCAGAUCAUUGUUUGACCCAAGCACAUCUCAGCAAAAAACAGCAAACAAACCAUUGACAUACUCAGUCACAAGUGUUCCAGCUGUUCUUCCAGAUGAAAACAGACACAAAUACUCUGAUUCUGGACUGCCUUCUGGAUUCCAGGAGUUUCUCACCUCAUUAAAUUGCCCUUUAUUUUCCAAACAAAAAUUGAAAAACAGAGGUGCUUCAGUAAUUACCCAGCGUCCUGAUGAGUUAAAUGUUUCAAGCACUCAUCCAGACCAGAAGAGCAAUCACCAUGGGGAAUGGAAUGCGAUCAAGCAUACGUUUUCUGAAAUCUCAGUGAAGAAAGAAAACAGAGUUCCUAUCUCUUUUGGUUCAGCUCAGCUAGGCAGCCCAGCGGCUCGGUCCGUGGGUAAUGGGUUGAGACAUGACUGCACUCCUACUCCCCCUCCCAGACUCCACAGCUUGGGAAAAGUGUCUCGACCUGUGUCUGAGGAAAGUCCGCCCACAUCUCUAGAGAAGGACGACCUUCCUCAGUCUGACAUUAGGGCCCAGAUCGCAAAGAUCGAGCAGUAUCUCUCAUCUGAGGGGUUCAGGCCAGAGAAGAGACGGAGAAUAGAGAAAUGUGAGGUGUUGAAGCCUUAAGUGUAUCAUUUCAAGUUAAAUGUCUUAUUUAAUUAAAUAAAUAAUAAUUUCUAUUUGACUUUGUAACUUAAUUGUUUCUGUUGUUGCAUCUCUGAUUAAAAUAAAUUUGAAUUGUUUACAUAA